Molecule: messenger RNA, 1251 nt
Organism: Rhodofomes roseus
Lineage: Eukaryota; Fungi; Basidiomycota; Agaricomycetes; Polyporales; Fomitopsidaceae
Exons: 6
Coding region: 1-1251 (416 amino acids)
Biological process (GO): polyketide metabolic process
Source: RefSeq, a predicted model, not a curated record
AUGGCCACACAGCGAGCCGAACGAUACGACCCAAACUCACCCCUCGAGCAGGAGGUCAAGCUCCCUUCUGCUCCGCGCGUCGCGCUCGCCACAAACGCAACACUCCAGCCGCCGCUCACGCGUCGCGGCACCGGUCCGGGCCUCAUCCAGUUCCUCCCUGCGCGAGCGAAGUACGCGAGUAGCACGACGCUCGAGGGCGAGCAUGCAGUAGAGACGUCGCUCGAUCCGGAGCCUGUGCAGAAGUGGGCUGAGGAAGGCUACGCGGUCGUCGCCGUCGAGGAUGCAGGAGCAUCGGGCGCGGCUUGGGGCGUCACCGUUACACUCACGGAGGGCCUGAAGGCUCUCAAGGCGUUGACUGAACUUGACGUCCGUGAUAGAUUCGGUGUCAUAGUGUAUGACCCAGACUUGAUAGAUGCAGUACACGACGCGGCAGCGCAACACCCUGAGAUCGUCGCGAUCGUCGCGUUCACGGACACGGUGGAGCACGUGAAGCUGCCGAAGCCAACACAGUACCACCUGCCUGGGAGGACGGCUAUCCCUGACACAGGCACCGCAGAGGUAGUCACACACGAGCAUGCCACGUCGCCGUUCUUCGUCUUCGUACAAAGCGGCGCGUACGAGCCGAGCGCAGCUACGGCCGCACACAGUAAGUCGCUCGUGUUCCUGCGCAAGCACAUCGGCGGGCCGCAUUUUGAUAUCGAGGCAAUCUGGGAGGAGCAUACGUACUUCGAGUUUGAGGUGCGCUCGGUCGCCAAGACGAUGGGUACGAUGGUGCAAGAACCGUACGUGAACCAUGUCCCGACAAUGACAGGCGGCGUUGGGCGUGAGGCUCUCACGACUUUCUACCGCGACCACUUCAUCUUCAGUAACCCUCCGGACGCUGCUCUGAAGACCGUCUCGCGCACAGUAGGCGCGGAUCGCGUCGUUGAUGAAUUCAUCUUCCACGUAACGCACACAACCAUGAUCGACUGGUUGCUCCCUGGUGUACCACCCACAGGCAAGAAGCUGGAGAUUCCCAUGCUCGGGGUCAUUAACGUUCGCGGUGACCGUCUCUAUCACGAGCAUAUCUGGUGGGACCAAGGCACCGUGCUCAAGCAGGCAGGCCUUCUCCCUGACGUCGUCACCGUGCCGACCUCGACAGGCCCACGCAAGCUGAAGCUGCCCGUCGCUGGAGUCGAAGCCGCGCGCAUGCUCGUCAACGAGUCUGAUGGCAAAUCGAACGAGAUGUUCGGCUGGGGGUAUCAGGACUGA